This is a messenger RNA of Neodiprion fabricii, 3593 nucleotides long. It is a transcript of the gene FucT6, whose product is annotated as alpha-(1,6)-fucosyltransferase. Gene Ontology annotation, molecular function: glycoprotein 6-alpha-L-fucosyltransferase activity; protein binding. Gene Ontology annotation, cellular component: Golgi cisterna membrane. Gene Ontology annotation, biological process: protein N-linked glycosylation. The transcript has 7 exons. Lineage: Eukaryota; Metazoa; Arthropoda; Insecta; Hymenoptera; Diprionidae. The record is from RefSeq and is a predicted model, not a curated record. The coding region runs from base 296 to 2077 and encodes 593 amino acids.
UGUAGUUCGUGGUAAAGAAUUGUUAACCCUAAUUCUUUAAUGACAGUCCAUGACAGUUUACAAGAGACAUAUAGACUGAUUGAGUGCUUAAACAACCUUCGUCCGAUAUUCGUUCGCGCUCGGUGCUUCCUGUGCUGCGAAAAUUACUCUCGUACUGUCGUCCGUUAAAUUGGACGAUCGGAUGAAUAUGCGGCUGUGAGUGACCCUGCGUCUUUCAGCAAGAUAAUUCACAGAUAAUAUAUUAAAGAUGUCGGGUAGUAUUGUAGAAUUGGAAUAGAAAUUUGAAUCAACCACAAUGGUGGUUCUGUGGUCGGGGAGACCAGGCUGGCUCGGAAAAUUAGGUGUCUUGCUGCUGAUCUCUUGGCUUUUAGUUCUCAUUUUAUCAGUUUCCUACAUAUUCAAGAAUAGCCCAUCAUCGUCAUACAGCGAUAGUCCAACUGAUAGGGAUCAUGCUCAAAGAUUGGCUCAAAUAGUUAGUGAUUUUGAUGUUCUUAAGAAACAAAAUGAAGCUCUCAAAAACAUCAUUUUGGGCGAGGGUUCGAAACACAUGCAAGGGGACCAUUUGGGUACGCUACAAGAGAGAUUGGAUAAGGCAUCUAUUUAUUACGAUUUAUUCGAGCACAAUGGGCGUCAAAAGCCUCCGAGAAACGGUGAGCCAUCUUUGGAAUAUGAACAAUUGAGACGCAGGAUACGAGACGGUGUGCAAGAAAUGUGGUACUAUAUUAACUCAGAGUUGAAAACUAUCAAGAAAAACAAUUAUGACUUCACACCUGAACAGAGAGAUAAAGAUAUUCAGGAUUCACUGAAAAACGUUUGGGAGCACAAAAAAUCGCUAAUAUCAGAUAUAGAUAGAUUAGCAUUGGUUGAUGGAUAUCAGGAUUGGCGGGAAAAAGAAGCCAAAGACCUAUCUGACCUUGUACAACGGAGGUUUAGGUAUCUACAAAAUCCUAGUGACUGUGACAGAGCUCAAAAAUUGGUAUGCAGCUUGAACAAAGGAUGCGGCUUUGGUUGUCAGGUCCAUCACGCUGCCUACUGUUUUUUAGUGGCAUAUGGUACAGAAAGAACUUUAAUUCUUAAGUCCAGAGGCUGGAGAUAUCAUAAGGAUGGAUGGGAGGCGGUUUUCAAACCUGUCAGCGAUACAUGUCUAUCACCUACAGGUGGAUCUCAUGCUAACUGGCCCGGCGAUGCAACAAAACAAGUUGUUUCAUUACCGAUUGUUGACAACGUGUAUCCAAAGCCUGUAUACCAGCCACCAGGUGUGCCAGCAGAUAUAGCACCUAGAUUGGAGAAACUGCACGGUCAUCCCAUUGUAUGGUGGGUUGGCCAGGUCUUGAAAUACUUGUUGAGGCCGCAAGAAAAUCUUGAAAGAGUAUUAGAGUAUUCUAAGGAGAAGAUGGGCUUCAAAUCGCCGAUUGUUGGGAUUCACGUUCGUAGAACGGAUAAAGUUGGUACAGAAGCUGCCUACCAUGAUAUAGAUGAAUAUAUGUUAAAAGUAAACGAAUAUUUCGACCAGCAUGACAUAAAGCUUGAAGACAGGCGAGUGUUUUUAGCCAGCGAUGAUCCGAAAGUAAUAGUAACUGCGAAAGAAAGGUACCCUACCUAUCAGAUAAUCGGCGAUCCAGAAAUAGCUAAAACUGCAUCAGUAUCUAGACGAUACUCAGAUUCGUCUUUGCAGGGUAUAAUAGUUGAUAUACAUUUGUUAUCGUUGUGCGAUUAUUUGGUGUGUACAUUUAGCUCGCAGGUAUGCAGAGUUGCUUAUGAAAUUAUGCAAUCGUCUCAUCCAGAUGCUUAUAAUCGGUUCGCCUCGUUAGACGAUAUUUAUUAUUAUGGAGGGCAGAAUCCACACCCGCACAUAGCCAGGCUGGACCAUACCCCGCGAAAGAGCAGCGAAUUAGAAUUAAAAAUUAAUGAUCCAAUAGAGGUCUUUGGUAACCACUGGAAUGGUUACUCCAAGGGACGUAAUGUACGGAUAAACACGGUUGGUCUAUAUCCAAGUUUUAAAGUUAGGAACCCCAUAGAGGUUGUUGACUUUCCUAAGUAUCCAGAAGUCCCAAUCGAAGCGAACAACGAGCAAUGAAAAGUUUCUCGGACUGAAGGUGAAACGAAUAUUGGGAAAUGAAUAUGACGGAUAUUCUCAAGUUAGUAUCCAAGACAGAAAAAUAGGACUGUGUAAAUUCGUGAAAACAAAGCGAGUUUAAUAAAUUUAAAAAUAUUAUGUACACUUUCUUUUUGAGAAACCAACUGUGCAAAUUCUUGAAAACAGAGCGUGUAUAAUAAAUUAAACAACAUUAUUAAACACACUUUGUUAUUGAAAUUUUGUACAGUGCUUGUCUUAUAAUUAUUGAUUGUGAUUAUACAGUGCUAAAUUCCUCUUGUUAAAUUUGACAUAAAUUAGGAUCAUGUACAUAUACAAUUAAGAUAUUUAUAUUAAAAUUCUGGAAGCACUGUUGCUAAAUUAUUAGAAAAUUUAAGAUAUAAAACCUGCAGACAAAGCGAUGUAUAUUUUAUCAGUCAUAACAGAAUGCAAAUAACGUGACAUCUGUGCCAACGCAGUUAAAAUAUUGCGAGUUAAUACUACCUGAGGAAAUCGAUACAUAUAUUACGCGUGAAAUUGUACAAUUUACAGAUUUUCUAAAUACUAUUGGACUACAUAAUAUAUUUGAUUGAAUAAUUUAUUGAACAAAUUCAUAAAAUAUUAUUUGUUUUCGUUUUAUUAGUGUUACACGAAUUAUUGUUAAUAUGGAGUUGAUAUUUUUUUGUGCUCUGUAUAUAGAAUCGACGGAUGUAUACCCAAAUACUCAGUAAUCAAGAAAGAUACAUUAAACUGGGAUGAUUGGAACUUGUAUUAUAAAUUCAUACUAAUGAUUACACAUGUAUAUAAUCAUGCGGUUACUAGAAGGGCGCAGCAGAUCAAAACAGAAAUAAUCGAAUUAUCACAACACAACAGAUAUAAUGAACAAAACCACAGCCCAUCUGUAAGUAUUUCUGAAAUUGAUUGUUAGUAAAAAAUCCCAAAUUUGACGGCAAGCAAAAUAUUUUAUAUAAGAACUAAACAUAGUGUUACGUUAUACAAAUCAUCAGGGCUUGUACAUUGCGUUAGUCAUUAUUUAAUAUUUAAUGCUAAUCGAUAAGAUUUUGCUAAUAUUACAUAUAUUCAUAUAUAUUUAAAUAUAUAUGAAUAUAUGUAAUGUUAGCAAAAUCUUAUAUAUAUAUAUGGCCUCAGGUCUUUACCUAUAACCAUCAUAUUGGGGAGUUCCCACCAAUUUUUUGGACCCUAUUCUAUAAAAUUGUAAUAUAUUUUCUACCUUAAUCCAGAAAUUUGACGAAAAGAAAAUUAAAAAACGAGUAAAUUUUUACUAUACUGAACAAUUGAAUUGAAAUUGCUAUUAAAUAAUAAAUAUUUCAUUACCGAACACGUAGGGAGCUUGAAGAAUUUAUGAUUGAAACUCUUUACCUGAAAAAUUAGUGGUAAUUCAAUGUUAAUAUGUAAUAAAUGCAGAAAGAAGAUAAUUUUCAAUUUCAAGUUAUUCGUAUGUAACACCGUGUUGGUGUCUGUGUUCCGAAAUACAUUACGUCAGAGCUGGCAAAGAGAA